GUUGUUUGCGGCCACCAAAGCAUAACAACCCAAUCACCAUGAAGUGUCACAAGCGGCUUACGUUGGACAUCUGGAUACUGCUGGCGUACGUGCUAGAUAUCACCAGCGGUGGCGUCCAGCAUCAUCAGCCGUUCGAUGGAUAUAAAUCAUUCCUCGAUACCAGCACGGCCCAUCUGCGGGCGUACGUGGCGUCCGGUUCGGUUGCUGCCGCAUCCUCCAGCCAGUACGGUGGCCAGCUGCAUCACGGUCAGCAGCCACAGUCGGGCCAGCUCUCACAAACCAAAUGGGAGGAACCGUACUUCGAUGACACGACGCCGACCAAUGUCACCGGACUGGUAGGCAAAUCCGCUUAUCUGAGCUGUCGGGUAAAGAACCUGGGCAACAAAACGGUCUCGUGGAUAAGGCACCGGGACAUUCAUAUACUCACCGUCGGUAGCUAUACGUACACUUCCGACCAGCGGUUCCAGGCCACACAUCACAAAAACAUUGACGACUGGACGCUGCAGAUCAAGUGGGCCCAGAAAAGGGACGCGGGUAUUUACGAAUGUCAGAUAUCGACCCAGCCGGUGCGCAGCUUUUUCGUGACGCUGAGUGUCGUAGUGCCAACGGCAACAAUAAUUGGUGGACCGGAUCUGCACGUAGACAAGGGCAGCACCAUCAACCUUACCUGUGCGGUCAAGUACAGUCCCGAGCCACCGGCAUACAUCUUCUGGUACCAUCACGACGAGGUGAUCAGCUACGAUUCUAGCCGGGGCGGUGUGUCGGUCAUCACGGAGAAAGGUGACGUCACCACCUCACACCUGCUGAUUCAGAACGCCGAUCUGGACGACUCGGGCAAGUACUCCUGCUCGCCGUCGAAUGCAGACGUUGCCAGCGUACGGGUGCACGUUCUCAACGUUCGCGCGGUCGUUUCAGGUGAACAUCCGGAGGCGAUGCAGACCGGAGGCGCCUCAGUUGUCGUUUCGUCGGACGGUCGUUCGGUGCUGCCACUGAUACUGCUCGCGCUGCUACUGCUCCUCACGCUAGCACCAUCCGCAUCGAUGGCUGUCGUCCCAGCGAUUCCCCGUAGACAGCACGACCGGCGACAGACCUCAAGCCAACGAAAACCCUCGGUGACGUCGGCUUCACGCUGCACCGGUUGCUGUAGCAGCGAACCGGCUCUGCUUCAUCGUCAGGUGGCUUCGAAUGUUCGCCACUACAUUACCGACACUGCCAGCCUCGACAAACGUUCGUCCGUGCGGUGUGAUGCUGUGAGAUGAUAAACCCCUAUCGAUCGAUGGUCCGAGAGCAGUUGUGUCGUACCGAAAUCGGGUUCU
Messenger RNA from Anopheles maculipalpis, 1316 nucleotides. RefSeq lists its product as uncharacterized. NCBI's taxonomy places the organism in Eukaryota, Metazoa, Arthropoda, Insecta, Diptera, Culicidae. Gene Ontology annotation, cellular component: neuron projection membrane. Gene Ontology annotation, biological process: synapse organization. The record is from RefSeq and is a predicted model, not a curated record. The coding region runs from base 39 to 1259 and encodes 406 amino acids. The transcript is spliced from 5 exons.